Molecule: messenger RNA, 390 nt
Organism: Symbiodinium sp. CCMP2592
Lineage: Eukaryota; Dinophyceae; Suessiales; Symbiodiniaceae
Source: the annotation of a GenBank genome assembly
AUGCUGAAAGUGGGACAGGACGAGUCCAGCAACACCGACUUGCCGGAGCAGAAGGAAGCGCCAACAACCGCUCCGGAAACCCCAGUCGUGGAGGAAGCAGUCGCGGCUCAACCUCGUGAGGGAGAGUUCAUCAUCGUCUUGGACAAAACCAAUGGGCAGCGUUUGGGCAUGGACGUUGAUCACGAGGACGGCCGUACGCUGGCUGUUGAUGCUAUCACCGGUGGCCUCAUCGAGCAGUGGAACAUGGAGCACCCGGAGAAGGCAUUGAGGCCCAAGGACCGCAUCGUGGAAGUCAACGGUUUGCGUGGUGACGUCCUGCAGCUCGUGGACGAGUGCAAGAAGCCGAAGGUCUUGACUAUCUACGUGAAGAGGGAGGCUGGUCCGGCCUGA